Messenger RNA from Trematomus bernacchii (emerald rockcod), 931 nucleotides. It is a transcript of the gene cbx7b, whose product is annotated as chromobox homolog 7b. The record is from RefSeq and is a predicted model, not a curated record. Gene Ontology annotation, cellular component: PRC1 complex. Gene Ontology annotation, biological process: negative regulation of transcription by RNA polymerase II. The transcript has 6 exons. Lineage: Eukaryota; Metazoa; Chordata; Actinopteri; Perciformes; Nototheniidae. Bases 125 to 895 code for a protein of 256 amino acids.
CGGACCCGAAAAUAACGCUCCAUAGACGGGGAGGACGCAGCCGAAGCACCGCUAACAUCUCCCGGUUCUCUCGGUCUGUAAACACCGGGAGUUUUUUACUUUGACAGGUGAAAACGUAACACACAUGGAGCUGUCAGCUAUAGGGGAGCAGGUGUUUGCUGUGGAGUGCAUCCUGAAGAAAAGAGUUAAGAAGGGGAAUGUGGAGUAUCUGUUGAAGUGGAAAGGAUGGCCUCCAAAGUACAGCACAUGGGAACCAGAGGAACAUAUUCUGGAUCAGCACUUAGUGAAGGCCUACGAGGAGAAAGAGCAGAAGGAGAAACAAUUGGGACACAGGAGGAAAGGACCCAAAGCCAAAAGACUCUUUCUGCAGGAUACGGUUUACACCAUGGAUCUGCGCAGCGCUCACAAGUCUCCGGACGACCCUCCUCUUCCUCCUCUUCCUCGUCUUCGUCUCUCUCUGACUCGCUCUCUGCUCCCUGAGGAAGAGGAGCGCUCGUUGGCUUCCUGCAGGAGGAGAGAGACACCAGAGCAGCAUCCAGGAAGCAAAACCUGGAGGUCAAAGUUCACGUGUCUUCACUCCGACCCUCGGAGUCCCACAGCCGAAGACUGGGAGGGCCGGGGGGAGGAAGAGGAGGGGGAGGAGGAGGAUGUAAAGGAGGUGAUGGCAAAGGGCACUUUAGAUGGACAGGAGAGGGUGAACUGUUCCUCUCUCAGACCGGAGGAGGAAGAGGAGGAAGAGGAAGAGGAGAAGAUUCUGGAGGCUGUCUGGCGGCCGCUCGUGGCUCCAGGAGAGGUGACGGUCACAGACGUCUCUCUGAAUUCCCUCACCGUCACCUUCAGAGAGUCCAGAGUCCCACGAGGCUUCUUCAGAGAGAAAGAGCCGCUGAGGAUCUGAGGGUUUAAAGAAGGUGGUUAAUGGCAGAGAAGUCAA